CUCCAAGGCUCGAACUUGAAAUCUUAGCAACUACCAUUGAAGCACAAGCCACUGCCGUAGCUCAAUGUGGGGCUAAAACUCUGCUUCCACGAUCUUCGGCUCAGUAUGAUUUCGGUGAAGGAUUCAUCUACUUUACGACGUCCGCUUGUAAUCUACGAACUAGGAAAGAAACAGAGCAGGGUUGGAGCCAUUAUCCUUUAAUCUGCAAAAUAAGGGAUUGGUCAUUCGCCAUCGUCUUGGAGUGAUUUUUCCUGUUCAUCUGAACCCUUUCUUAUGCUUUGUGCUGCAGCACUGUCACCAAAGAAUUUCUCUUCAUUGCAAUGAAAUCAAGAACACGCUCGCACACUGCUUCGCUCUUUCUUCAGCGUUUUGUAUACUCCGUCAUUUUUUGUUGAAGCGAGGCUCAAGAAGGCAAAAGAGGGCUUCAAGAUUUUCCAAAUACUAAAGAUGCAUAUGCCUGCAUGACUCUUUUAACUUUUUAAACUCUUGUUCCAUUUCAUUUCCUGCUUUAGCGUCGAGUAGAGCAAUUUUAGCGUAAACAUGUAUUGUUUUGAUACUUCGUUCUCAUUUUUGGAGAAAAAUAAGCUCAUACGCAAAGAAGAAAAGCUAACCUUGUGAUUGGCAUGAUCAAUCAAUUCAUUUUUAGUGUUUACAGAAAGUGCUGAAACUUAAAUAUUUGAAGGAUCAAUGGUUGGCGUGGAUUGGGAUAAAAUACCUGCUUGAUAUAUCUUCUGCAACGAGCGUGAAAUAUUUGUGAGAGUCACUUUUCUUUUUUAUUUGAAUUAAACUGUGGUAUCUGGUCAGUUUGGGGUCCGUGAUGGAGAGGAAUCUCAGUCCAAUACUGCGGCAAGAGAUAGAAAAUUUUGAAAAAGAUGCAGAGGGUCGAAGAUCUGCGAUGGAAGCGUUACAAGCAUACGUGAAAGAUUUGGAUUCUAAGACCAUUCAUGUAUUUCUUAACCAAAUUUCUGAAAUAAAGGAAACCAGUUCCUUAUCUGGAGAAUUCAUAAUUUCACUGUAUGAAGUUCUCGCUCGAUUUCACGGUGUCAAAAUUGUUCCCAUGGUCGACAAUAUCAUGGAAUCUAUAAUCCAGACCUUAGCUUCAAGCGCGGGGUCUUUCCCUCUUCAUCAAGCUUGCUCAAGGGUGGUUUCGGCAAUUGCUAGAUAUAGCAUUGAACCCACAACCCCGGAAGAGAAGAAGAGGCAUGUAAUAUGUUCUCUUUGUAAGCCUCUUUCAGAUUCUCUAUCAAGUUCCCAAGGGUGCCUGACUUCAGGAGCGGCCCUUUGCUUAAACGCUCUUGUGGACUCUGAUAACUGGCGAUUUGUUUCAGAUGAAAUGGUCAGCAGGAUUUGUCAAAAUGUUGCUGUGGCAUUAGAUGGAAAGCCCAACCAGACCAAUUCACACAUGGGUCUAGUUAUGGCCUUAGCAAAGCGCAAUGCUUUGAUUGUUGAAGCCUAUGCAAGGCUGCUUAUACAAUCUGGACUAAUAAUACUGAAUGCUGAUCAUGAGGAGGGGAAUUCUCAGAGGCGCUUGUCAUCCAUUCAAAUGUUGAACUGCUUGAUCAAAUUUUUGGACCCCAGGAGUGUAUUUUCCGAGCUUCAAUUGAUCAUUGAGGCGAUGGAGAAGUGUCAGUCUGAUAGAAUGGAAUAUGUUAGGGCUGCAGCAUUUGAAGUUUUACAAGCUGCUGAGGAAAUUGCAUUUGACAAGAAGUCGAGGUAUGUAAACAGUCAUGAUUCGAUUGAUGGGUCAAACUUAAGUAGAAGUGAGGGGGAAGAUGUUUCUGGUGAUGAAGACCAUUCUCCUGCAUCUCUCUCACCGGAACCACAUAUCAUGGGCUAUUUCCCUGGAUAUGAAUCAAUUGUUGAGUCGCCAAUAUUGACGAAUCAAGCUUCUCAGAACUUGAACCCUGGGCAUCGGUCUUUGAAUCCGAAGUACGUAGUAUUAAGAAGUAACACCAGAAGUCAAAGGUCACGUGCCCUGGCUACCCCGGAGAGUAUUAAAAUAUUCGCGACCCCUACAAAACAUAUUCACUCUCUCCAGUAUCCAUGUGAUGUGAACUCGAGUUGCUCCGAGCGACAAAGUAGAAGGUUGAGGAAUCUAUCCUCAGGCAAUAUGCAUUGGAGCCCAACAUCUAGAUAUGACCACAAUUAUUUUCCACAUAAUCUGGGCUAUGAUAACGAAAGCUUAUGUGCUGAUGUGCAAUUUCACGGUGGGCCGGAGUCAGUUUCAUCGACAGAAGACCUUCCUGCUGGUGCUGGCAUACUGGCGCCUCCCGAGAUGGUUCCUUCCAAGAGCAAUGAUGCUCGGACUACAGUUCGAAUUGAAAAGGCUCGUCAUAAGUCUAAACUGAAAUUGGUUUUCGGCCUUUCUUUUGUUUUACUGGCAAUGGUUGCUCCUCUAUUUUGGAUCAACAUUCAAGAUGAUCGUUAUCUUGUACCUACUUAAUGCGUGCUAUCUGACGUACAUGCUGAGAAUAAAGAUGAUUGAUAUACAGCUUUAAAAAUUUUCAACAGAGGGUUCUGUAUGUCUUUGCAAAAGCAUCGUAAGUGUCACCUAAAUGUUGGGGAGUUCAAAGUCAGAUUAGAUGAUGUAAUCCAUAGUGUGUAUGCUUUGAAGAAAAGGAUUAAUUUUUCCUGGCACAAAAACUGAGAUAUAUGGUA
This is a messenger RNA of Neltuma alba, 2658 nucleotides long. Its product is annotated as protein SINE1-like. The coding region runs from base 818 to 2443 and encodes 541 amino acids. The transcript has 3 exons. Gene Ontology annotation, molecular function: microtubule binding. Gene Ontology annotation, cellular component: microtubule. The record is from RefSeq and is a predicted model, not a curated record. NCBI's taxonomy places the organism in Eukaryota, Viridiplantae, Streptophyta, Magnoliopsida, Fabales, Fabaceae.